This is a messenger RNA of Hypoxylon fragiforme, 1451 nucleotides long. RefSeq lists its product as uncharacterized. The record is from RefSeq and is a predicted model, not a curated record. NCBI's taxonomy places the organism in Eukaryota, Fungi, Ascomycota, Sordariomycetes, Xylariales, Hypoxylaceae. Gene Ontology annotation, cellular component: membrane. The transcript has 4 exons. The coding region runs from base 570 to 1022 and encodes 150 amino acids.
CGCUCGCUUCACUAGGUAAGCGAUCUUUCAUUUUGAAUCAACAAUGCGCUGCUAAUCAUUUAUCCCGCACACAUGUCUAUUAACGGUUGCCUAAAAGUGUAGAAGAUCAGAUAGCGAGUCGCUUUUCUGACCUCGCCUCGUCCAUGACAGUAAGAUAAUACGACAGAGGAUUUAAGGUAAGAGUAGAAUUAACGGUCCGAUCCAUUUCGGUGCCGAGUGUGGUAAAGUUUCCUAAUACUCCCGGAUCCCCCAUCAACCUACGGAGCAAAACUAAACCCGACUCAGCUCGAGGUCUUGUCAAAGUUAAACUCUAGGCUGCCUACCUACAUACUAAGAGGAGAUAGGUUGUGCAUUACCUAACCAGUCAAUCGCUUAUAAAGCCAUCAAUGAUUGGAACCAAUCAGAGUCGCAUCGUUGAACCAAGCCCUACCUCGGUGCCGUAUAUAUAGGAGUACAUGAACUUUUCGAUCAACUAGAAUCUUAACUACGUAGGUUCAUAUCCAAGCUAAAAAGGGAACAAAUUUAAACCUAAGAAAUACUCACUCAGUACACCUACUCGUCCCGGAACAAUGGCAUCAUAUAUGGGCCUCGAGAAGAAUAUAUCCUACUGGACUAUCCCAGCGGCAUUCGUACUAGCCCUGUUGCCCCGGGUAUACGCAGGACAUAUAGGGCUGGGGAAGAAGUUUUUUGACGGGACCAAUCCGCGCACCUUUACCGAACGACUCGAGAAGGCCAAUAUUGACAAGAGAUCUAAACUCCGGCUCCAACGCGCCGAGGCCGCGGGGGCAAAUGCGUUCGAGACGCUCGGCCUGUACGCUGCCGCUGUAACGGCCGGCAACGCCGCUGACCUGCCACGGGAGACCCUCAAUACCCUGUCUUUGGCAUACCUGGCGACCCGGGUCUUGUAUACGUGGGUCUAUAUCUGGGGACAAGAGAAUCGAAGAUUCGCGCCUGUGCGAACGCUCGUAUGGAGCGCAGGCAUCUUUCUCGUCAUGAGGUUGUUUAUUCUAUCUGCGUCAUAAGCAAUAGGUUUCAUUUUUAUUCCUUUUAAUACUUUUUAAUGCUUUUUCACAAAGAAUGAUAUUUAAUCCGGAAUCUUUCUCAUACUCUAAAUACAACUAACCGGUAUAACGGCUUGCCGUCCGUUCACGGGGAACGUGCAAACAACGUUUCAACGUUUCAACGUUUCGACUCUUUGUUUGCGUCUUACCAAUUUGCUGUGACAAAUAGCUAUGCGACAAGUUUAUAAUACCAUAGUGCUGUGGCGAACAUGUAUCUCUUGCACGUUCAUCACAUGAAGAGGAAAUGGCCCUCAGAUAGGGGUUACUGAUGUACACUAUCACCCAAGUUCAACAAAUGCUUGGCGCUUGUUAAAGCCUAGCUUCUCCUGGACAAUUCGGAACUUAUCCUAUUUCCAAAUCAAUAUUAUUACAUGUACGUUUAUUAAGCGC